ACUAUGUAUACAAGUGUUUUCUGAACAGCUGCAAUAGGAAGCCAGUUCCGAAUUCAAGCUCAUCUUGAAAUUAUCACUAUAACUUGUGGGAAAAUAUGAGGAACCCAGCUCUCAUUUUAAUUUUUGUUUUAAUAAUACCAGCUGUAAUAGCUGAAAAAGGAAAAUACUAUGAAAAAGAAAAGAUCUGCAAAGAACUCAAAACCUUUGGAAUUGAGAAAUUCAGAGAAAUGGUCACUGUCCUAUACAGUCAAAAGUUCCCAAAUAACAAAUUUGAGGAGGUGAAUGGUGUGGUGGAUGACAUGACCAAGCUGGCAGAAAAAUGUUGCAAAGAUGAUGCCAGUCCUGACUGCUAUGACAAAGGAGCUACAGAGAUCUCAGAGAAGUCUUGUGGGAAGGACUCUCCAUACCCUAAACAUCCAGGCAUUGAACAGUGCUGCAUUCUUCAAGGUCAAGAGAAGAAACUUUGCCUGGCUUUACUACGGUAUACUGUAGACGAGCUGCCAUCCCUGCUGGAGCCUACAAAUGAAGAGAUCUGCACUCAGUACAACAAAGAGGGGAGUGAUUAUGCUAUUAGGUAUGUGUAUGAAUUUGCACGGAGACACAGGAACAUCCCAGCAGGCUUUGUGCUUAAUGCUACACAAACCCAUGUGAGCAUGGUCGAGAGGUGUUGCCACCCUGCUGCCAAAAUCUCUUGUUUCCUCCAAGAGCGGCUCCAGCUGGCAGGUUCCAACAUUUUUCUAAGGUUUCUCUCCAAUGUUUGCAACAAUCAAGUCAAUUUGAAAUCCUACAAAUAUGGGUUGUCUUCGUAUUAUGGAAAUCUCUUAGGAGCCACUUUUGAAGAGGCAUCAACUAUUUCCAGUCAUUUCCAGUCUGGGCUAGAAAAAUGUUGUUUACAACCCCAGCCUGAAUGUAUAAUUGAAGAGCUAACAAGCUUUCACAAGGUUCUCUGCAAUGAAUCAAAACUGGAUGCCACGACUGAGGAAUUUAGAAAGUGCUGCAAAAAACCUGCCUUGGAUACACUUCUCUGUGUGGAUAACUUGAAAAGACAAGCACGUCAGUCCCCAGAUUUAACCAAUCCUCUUUCAUCCCAGCUCUGUGCAGAAGACCAUCCACACGGAGUUGACAGAUAUUUGUUUUUCAUCGGACUGAGACAUGCAUCAACUUCUCUACCUGUUUUGACAACUGCCCUCGAUGACAUCAAGACUACAGUAACAGCGUGCUGCUCCGCUGCUGAUGUCACAGCAUGUCUGAAGGAGAAGGACAGUAAAUUGAAUAGGACAACGGCCCUUCUGUCCAAAAUUGAUGACACUUGCUCUCAAUACUUCAAACUUGACCUGUCUGCAUUUAAAACAAUGAUUCAAAAGAAAGAGCAGGGGGAGGGAGCUGAGAUGCGGGCAAAAACAUGGCUAGAGCUGGCCGCGUCUUGCUGUUCCCAACAUUCCAUUCCACAACUCUGCCAAAAACUGACACAGGAUAUUAUUAAAUAUGACAAUGACUCUGGGAUAUAAAUGCAGAUAUUUUCUUCGGGCACCAUCAAUUACGUGGGAUGAAGAGAUCUUCUACAUUUCUCCUGAUUAGAAAUGUCAUGCCACUUGCCAUCAAAAAUGUUGUAUUCUCUUUAAAUAAACUCUCUGCUUGCUUCAAA
This is a messenger RNA of Paramisgurnus dabryanus, 1645 nucleotides long. It is a transcript of the gene gc, whose product is annotated as GC vitamin D binding protein. Gene Ontology annotation, biological process: vitamin transport. Gene Ontology annotation, molecular function: vitamin transmembrane transporter activity; vitamin D binding. NCBI's taxonomy places the organism in Eukaryota, Metazoa, Chordata, Actinopteri, Cypriniformes, Cobitidae. The record is from RefSeq and is a predicted model, not a curated record. Gene Ontology annotation, cellular component: cytoplasm; blood microparticle.